This is a messenger RNA of Seriola aureovittata, 1636 nucleotides long. RefSeq lists its product as uncharacterized. Gene Ontology annotation, biological process: cytokine-mediated signaling pathway. NCBI's taxonomy places the organism in Eukaryota, Metazoa, Chordata, Actinopteri, Carangiformes, Carangidae. The transcript has 10 exons. Gene Ontology annotation, cellular component: external side of plasma membrane. The record is from RefSeq and is a predicted model, not a curated record. Gene Ontology annotation, molecular function: protein binding; cytokine receptor activity. The coding region runs from base 70 to 1086 and encodes 338 amino acids.
UAAGAGAGUCAGAAUGAAGAAACAGAAAGAAACCCUGGUUUCCUGAAGCUCUGUACAGUACGUGACGUCAUGCGUCGUCUUUCCCCAGAAGCGUCUUCUGUCUGGCUGAAAGCACUCGAAGAACCUCAGUCAGUGACGGAGAGCUGGACCAGCAGAAGGUUGGUAAUGAAGCUGUUUCUUGUCCAUCCAGUAUUUUGGUCCUGUUUCCUGGUUUUAUGGGACUUAACAAAUGAGACAGAGGGCAUCGAUCACGAUGUCUGUCUGGUGGAAAACGAUUACGCACCUGAUGCAAACUUUACCUGCCACUAUUACCCAACAAAUCUACUCAACUGCUCCUGGUCAUUCGACGCUUCACAGGAGCUUUCUGCCCACAUCAGUAUUUGUGAUGAUGACGAUGCAGUGAUUCCCUCUCUGAGCCAAUCGUCUAAUGAAAGAGUCGGAUCAAUGUCUUUGACUGUGCAGCGGCAUGAGGCGGCAUUUAUGGUAAUCCAGUUCAACAUGUCCCUGGACGGCAAUUGGACAGUCAAAGCCUACGCAACAAACGACAUGGACCAAAUAGAGGUCGUGUCCCCACCCUCUAACAUCUCUGCAACAAUCAAAGAUGGCAACCUGUUGGUGACAUGGAGUCCACCCUACAAUAGAUCAAAACCCAGUUGCUUUGAAUACCUGCUGGACCUGGGUGACCAGGAAAAACCCAUACCCUUGAAGGGCGAGGUGUCUUAUACAGAGCUGAAUGUAGAUCCCACUCGCACCUACAGGCUGAGGAUGAGGGCGAGGAAGAGCCACUACUGUUCUGGAUCUGCUCAGUGGAGCGAAUGGAGUCCCACCAUCACGGUGGAACAGUCUGUUGAAAAAUUCAGCAUUCUGUUGAUCGUGUCGAUUUCACUUGGAAUACCCAUGAUCCUCCUGGCUGUGCUGCUGCUGGUGCGCUAUCAGAGGGUGUCCGAACUUCUGUUUCCUCCAAUUCCUCGCCCGCCGCCAAAAUACAAAUUUUUCCUGGAAAGAAAUGACACAUUCAAUUUCUCCUCUCCUGCCCUGCCACCGAAGGCUGAGGAGGAGAUCACAAAGGUGGAGGACGCAGAGUAAAAACCACCUCCAAAGACAUUUUAAAAGCAGAAUGGAGAGGACGCUUUGAAAUGUAAUGAAUGUCUGAGGUCUAACUAUUUUAAUAUGAAAUUUCCAUUCAGCUAAAUGUGUUGAAUGCAUGGAUAUGUGUGUGGGUGUGUAUUUAUGUGGAAAUUGUGUUUUUUUUAUAGCAUCAUAUAGUUCUAAUUAAAGCACUUGUUCUGCCUGAACUUGCUGGUUAGUUGGUCCUGAAGUAUCUAGUCCUUUUACAAACUGUGUGUAACUUGUAUUCGUGUGUAAAUAACCCUCAUCUUCUCUUUUAAUAUCAAAUGAAAUGUAAUUAUAAAAUGUUGAAAAGGAGAAAAAAAAGGGGGGGUGGGGGUGGAUACAACCAGUGUUAAAUAAAAUGUGAAUGCAACAAAAAGGCUUAAUUAAAUAAAGGUUUCAUGAACUUGAAGCAAAGGUUCAAAGGUUUUAUGCAAUUUUCUUAUUGACUUUUCAUGUCUGUCCGUUGAAUAUGAAGCUACAGCAGCCAGUUAGCUUAGCUUAGCAUAUAGACUUGAAAUAGGGA